Molecule: messenger RNA, 649 nt
Organism: Phanerochaete carnosa HHB-10118-sp
Lineage: Eukaryota; Fungi; Basidiomycota; Agaricomycetes; Polyporales; Phanerochaetaceae
Exons: 4
Coding region: 35-649 (204 amino acids)
Source: RefSeq, a predicted model, not a curated record
AGGGUUCCAACGCAUUCCUCCAACAGUCAGCAUUAUGCACUUCCCCACUCGCUUCCUUAUCCUCGGUGCCCUCCUUGCCUUCACGAGCACGGCGGCCGCGCUUUCCAUCGAUGUCGCCCGCCGCGAGGUCAAUGUCGUUGCGCGCGAAGCGAAGGUCUUCGAGUAUAACAGAGGCACGGACGUAAUGGCUCCGCAUGACGCAGAGCUCGUUCGCCGUGCUGGCUGGACGUAUAGGAACAAUCAGUCUCUUCUCAUGGCCGUCAUCGUCAAGAAUGCUUUUGUCAUCAACGCAACUUGCGGUACCGGCAACAUAUACACCUGUGCCAUCGGCGCCGCCUACUCCUUGUUCACCUUCUUCUUCGCCGCCUACAAGUUCCAAGAUCGCGCUGACACCGUAGACGAGAGCGCCCCGUAUCUUGUCUACUCGCCCACUCCCGGCAUCCCUCGAUUGGUCGAUUUCCUGCGCACUACGCUCGAGGCUGGCCAGUGGCACUAUGUCGGGCACGUCCCGCACCAGGGCUUGAACCACACUGUGCACUACUACAAUGAUGGCAACACCCAGAGGCUCCGGUCCCGCACGGUCCCCUUCUGGAACGAGACCAGCACGCUGGACGCGCGUCAGAGCGAUCCGGACAAUGACGACGGGUGA